This is a messenger RNA of Necator americanus (New World hookworm), 1434 nucleotides long. RefSeq lists its product as uncharacterized. Lineage: Eukaryota; Metazoa; Nematoda; Chromadorea; Rhabditida; Ancylostomatidae. The record is from RefSeq and is a predicted model, not a curated record. Bases 1 to 1434 code for a protein of 477 amino acids. Gene Ontology annotation, molecular function: catalytic activity. The transcript has 4 exons.
AUGUCGCAAGUUGGCUCUCUGAUCCAUAUAGGCUGGGCGACGACCUGUGGUGCAACUAAGCUCGCCGUGGCAUGGCUGCUUAGUUUGGGGAAAAGUCUUUUUGCCACUCGAGACCGACUGUGUACUUACAAUGCGAGAACAGUUUCCACAGACGCUGACCUGCAUGCCCUUCUCGGAGCUGCAGAGCGUAUCAUAUUUCACGUGAUUGCUCUGCAGGAGACCAAGUGCAGAAGGAAUGACGUACGACAGAUGAAUGGCGGUACACUCGUCAUUCGUGGAGAGAAGGUUCCGUCGCGAAAUGUAGGCGGUGUUGGUUUUGUUGUGCACCCAUCUGUCGUCCAUCUUGUCGAUUCUCACGGGAUCCUGUCACCACUUCUGGCCAUUCUUUGUCUCCGCCCUCUGCGGCAAAAACCCAUCAGUGUCAUCAACUGCUAUUCACCAACAUCAGCAUCUGAAUUGGACACGUUUUUCGAGGAGCUGGAGGAAGUAAUCCGCAACGAGACGUCCUUCUAUAAAUUCGUUGUCGGAGACUUCAACGCAAAACUAGGAAAGGCCACAGAAGAGAAAUACAGGAUUGGAAGAUUUGGACUAGGGGAGGAAGAAAAUGGCAACGUCCGCCGGGCUGUUGUCCGCCGCUCGCCUCUUUCAUGGGAACUCUCUUUUCAUGAAAAAAGAUCAUCGUCGGUGGACAUGAGAAUCGCCCAAUGGCGCGACUCUGGUUCUGACCACCGUCUCCUUCGUGCGAAAACACGACUUAGCCAAACCAAGGAAAAGAUCAUCUGCUAUCGGCAACGAAGGAGAAAAGAAGUAGUCUACGACGAUUGCGUACUUGAGGACUCCUUGUCCCAAGGUGACUGGCACAUCGAGGAGGACCCAAACGUGGACUAUGAGAUGCUGCUCAGAGGAUUAAGAGCCUGCGCUGAGCGUGCAUCGAAGCCACGCACGACAAAUCCGGAUCGAGUUUCAAAGACCAGAAAAGCGUUGCAGAAGGAUCUCCUGAAAUACAGGCAGAAGAAGAUUCUGGAAACAGCACAAAGAAGAACGAGUCUAAAGAAGUGCCGCAGGGAUCUCCGCGAAUAUAAUAUUCCGCUAGCAACCUUGCUGGGCGAAGACGGGACUCGCACGUCUUCUCGUCGUGAGGUGGAAAUCAUCACGAAGAGGUUCUACUCGAACGUUUUCCGUUCAUCAACUCCUGUGUCAAGCCCGAUCAUCCCCACUGGUGAAGCUCCACCACGGAUUCUCCCUUUGGAAGUACGAGUCGCUAUCAAGAGCAUGAAACCUGGCACAGCCCCCGGGCCUGAUUUUAUAUCAGCAGACUCUUCGGGCUUGUGGCCAUCCGCUUCAUGUAAUCCUAGCAGCGCACAUGACAUCCUACCGUCAGAAAGAAAGGAUCCCAGACCAGUGGAAGACCUCGCGAACCGUUCUUAUCCAUAA